AUUUAAAGUACGCGCCCAUGCAAAGGAAACAAAUUCGAAAUCAAUUUGUAUGUAUGUACAUAUGUACAUAGGUACAUCGAACUAAUUAAAUCAUGCCGUUUUCACAGCUGGAAGCUUGAGCUUGUCUAUCAGCAUCAAUUGCAGUGACGCAGAUCCAUCGGCAAAGUGUGCACAGUGUGUGUAAACAAAAAAAAAUAUAUAGAAAAAAACAUAAAAGAAUUAGCAAAACCGUUAAAAUACACAAGAGAAAAUAAUAAUUUUAAUAAAAAAUGCAGCGUUGGAGUUGGUUGCUGAUUGUCUGUUUGCUUUAUGAAUCCGUCAAUGGCAUAGCACUGCCCACCACCAGCCUGCCCAAAUGUAAUUGCAUACCGGUGAAAGAGUGUGAGCCAAUCGCUUAUUUACUCUUGAAUCACAAACCACAUGAGGCUGAAAUGAUAUACCGAAUCGUACAGAGUGCCGGUUGUGGUUACACCGGUCUCGAGCCACUCGUCUGUUGCCCCACCACCUAUACAAACCACAAAGUAGUAACACGUAUACAUACAAACGGCAACAGUGAUGACUACGGUGGCACAGAUCCUGAUGUUUGGGUUUGGGGCAACACACAACUGCCCACACUCAUGGAAACGCUGGCAGCGGCUAGUACAGUAGAGGGCAGAAGCACCAAGCGCCGUUCAAAAGAGUUUUACGACGAAACAGAUAUUUUCGAUUUCAAAGAUCCGAAAACUCAAAGAAACUUUCCGCAUUCUUUUUACGAAGAAUCAGUGAAGUUGCACGUGGGAGAUGAUGAUGACGACAGCAAACAGGAUGACAGUAAGAAACAUCGUGGCUGUGGUGGACUUGAUGAUAAGCACUUCAAACAUAAUCAGCACAGACAUCGCACACCUUUUGGUGAUCACAAACAUUUUCCACAUAAUCACUAUCACAAACAUGAUGAGCACAAUCAUGGCAAUGGAUAUGAAGGCAGUGAUUAUUUUGAUAUUAAUGACGAAGAAUAUCCGCGUACUAUUUUUAGACCAGCAAACGAUGGCGCUAUUAUUUAUCCAGAUGAUAGGCGCUUGCAUCGACCGCUACAAUUUCCAGUACAAAGUAUAACAACAACUACUACAACAACUUCAACUACUACAACAACUACGAAAAAACCAGCCAACAAACCGUUAGAACAAUCCAAAGUGAAUACGGCACGUUGCGGCAUACCGGAUAUUGACAGUGCCAACAGUGAACGCUUGUAUCCGUGGAUAUCGCGCAUUGCUUACGUAAAUAAAACCAACAAUUCCAUCAGUUAUCGCUGUUCCGGCUCCGUUGUGAGUCAGUCUCACAUCCUAACUGCGGCGCACUGUGUUGUAAAUCUCGUGAGCGAUCUACAACUCUCACAUGUUCGCAUUGGUGGCGUGGCACCCAACUGCACUGCCAACAUUAAUGCCAAUUGCAGCAUUGCCUCACGCACCUAUCAAAUCGCCGAAGUACGCGUACAUCCUAACUAUGAUCAGCCCAAAUAUGCUAAUGACAUAGCAUUGGUGAAGAUCGUUGGCGUGGCGAGUGAAUAUACGCCAAUUUGUUUACCUCCAAAUUUAUCUGUUUCUGUGCGCGAUCAACUUAUAGGCAGUCCGGGAAUAGCACUUGGUUGGACGGCGGAUCUUGAGGGCGGUGAAACAAGUAGUCCACGAGUGCGCUAUCUCAAUUUACCGAUAGUUAAUACCACUGAGUGUGCGAUCACCUAUGCGAAAUUCAGUGAAAAUUUCAACGAUCCCAUCGUUAUUACGCCGUCACAGUUGUGUGCUCAGGGCGGUCCAAUGAAUGAUGUUUGCAGGGGUGACAGUGGCGGUCCGUUCAUGGAUGAGGGCUCUUCUGGUCUGAUAAAUUCAAGUGGCCGUCAUACGCUAUUGGGUAUUGUCGCCUUUGGACCUACAAAGUGUGGAAUGUCCAACAUACCAGGAGUUUAUACGCGCUUAAAAAUUAUGAAAAGCCGGUUGUGUUUUUAUUUUAUUUUGACGUUUACGACAACACUUUUGAUACCUUUUAAUGCAGCAGCCUCAAAUUUUGGUGCCUGCUUCACUCCAAAUCAGGUAUCAGGUACUUGUAUUAAAUUAGCCGAUUGUCGCUACCUCUAUGAGUUGGUACUCGAUCCGAAUCUCUCACAAAACGAUCGUACUUAUUUGCGUAAAAGUCAAUGUGGAUACCAAGAUCGUAAUGUUUUGAUAUGCUGUCCACCAAGCUACCUCACAUUAAGUGCCACUACACCCGCGCCGACAGCACCACCUGCUAGUAUUAUGCUAUUUCCAGAUUCUCAAGUUUCCAUGUCAGUGAGACGUCCAGCCACGUUCGUAGCUAGCGCCAGUGGCAGUCCCCAACGCUCAAAUUUACUGCCAAGUUUUCCGCAAUGUGGAAAAAUGCUCGAAAAUCGUAUUUUUGGCGGUGUGGAGACCGCAUUAGAUGAGUUUCCUUGGACAGCAUUGAUUGAGUACCAAAGCGCCAAUGGUUCUCGUGGCUUUUAUUGUGGCGGCGCCUUGAUCAGCAAUCGUUAUGUAAUAACUGCUGCGCACUGUGUCCAGUCGACUGAUCUGCCACCCGGUUGGAGCGUGAUUGGCGUACGUUUGGGCGAAUGGGACACACGCAGUGAUCCGGAUUGCAAUGAGGAGGGUUGUGCGCCGCGACAUGUUGAUUUCACAGUUACACAGAUAAUUUCCCAUGCAGAUUAUAGAAAACAGACUGACCCUAAUGAUAUUGCAUUGUUGCGCCUAGCCGGACCCGUCGAAUUCAGUGAUUACAUUCAACCGAUUUGUUUGCCAACAAUACCGAGUCUACGUGAUAAAGACUUUGUGGGUGUGGCAAUGGAUGUGGCAGGUUGGGGUGCCACGGAAACGACUCAACAUAGUCCAGUUAAGUUGAAAGCUGUUUUGAGCGUUAACGAUUUUAAUGUUUGUCGCGAAAAAUAUGCGCCACUGAAACAAGUUCGCCUGCAGUCGACGCAAUUAUGUGUGGGUGGUGUGCGUGGUGUUGACACUUGUCGUGGUGAUUCUGGUGGUCCGCUUAUGACUCAGGAACUUGUUAAUGGUAAAGCUGCUUAUUUUCUCGCCGGCAUUGUUUCGUUUGGGCCCACCAGUUGCGGUUUGGAUGGUUGGCCAGCGAUUUACACGAAAGUUGGCUCCUUUAUAGAUUGGAUUGAGAGUAAAAUGCAACCUUAGACUGUUAAAAAAUAAGUACAUGUUGUACGUGUAUGUAUGUAUAAGGAAUAUACGGAAACUAAAA
Ceratitis capitata (Mediterranean fruit fly) is the source of this 3246-nucleotide messenger RNA. RefSeq names its product transmembrane protease serine 9. Gene Ontology annotation, molecular function: serine-type endopeptidase activity. Gene Ontology annotation, biological process: proteolysis. Bases 270 to 3182 code for a protein of 970 amino acids. The record is from RefSeq and is a predicted model, not a curated record. Lineage: Eukaryota; Metazoa; Arthropoda; Insecta; Diptera; Tephritidae. The transcript has 11 exons.